AUGAACACUCAGCUUUACCUUUUCGUUCUUGGCAUUCUGACAAAACUCGCAUUUUCAAACCAGACCCCACAGAAAAUGAUAUUGAUCCACGGCGCGCCAAUGAUCUACUUCAACUUCACCGAGAAAACUGCCACCUGGGAAACUUGCAUCACUACCUGCUACAGUAGCCCGGGCUGUAUCGUAGCAGGAUUUGAGGAUGGAAUCUGUAAACUGUUUGAGAUUGGUAGUAUCUCAACAAUCAAGAGAUUGGAUGCGAAUUCCGGGAAGCAGGUGGCAGUGAAGAUCAUCUCCAACUUGACCAGCUGCGCCUCUACCGCAGCUGGAAACUCCUUGCAAAGUCUGAUAGAACCUGAUCAACCCUACAACAUCACCAUAUCUCUGGACACCUGGACUAUCCGGCAGCCUCCCAAGUGCCCGGAGAACUUCCAAAUCUUUGAGAGACCGUUAGGGUCAUGGUGCAUCGGGGUAAUCACUCAACAAAAAGCCACUCAGCCAGAAGGCACCAGGUACUGCCGGGAGGUGUACAAUGGAGUUCUUAGUGGAUUCGAUAAUAACACGGAGAAGGAAUUUGUUGUCAAGAGCACAAAGGGUACGGUAGCCAGUGGAAAUGGGUACCAAGGCGAUGCAUAUUGGGUGAAUGGGGAGCGGAAGAGCAGUUGUAUGUGGAAAAAUCAAACUGGGCCGGACUGUGAGGGAGUUAAGGCCUUCACAAUAACCGACCCACUAAUCUCCACGAUCUCCUACAAUUGGGGUGAUUAUGAGCCAAGUGGGAUGAUUGAUAACCAGGGUACGAGCAAUUGUAUAGUGUUUCGAGUUGGUAGAACAGUUGGAAGAGGGACUGAUGAUGCACCGUAA
Molecule: messenger RNA, 855 nt
Organism: Caenorhabditis elegans
Lineage: Eukaryota; Metazoa; Nematoda; Chromadorea; Rhabditida; Rhabditidae
Gene: clec-115
Product: PAN-3 domain-containing protein
Exons: 6
Coding region: 1-855 (284 amino acids)
Source: RefSeq, marked reviewed